AAAACCACUUCAGCAACUCCUCUGGCAAACAGAUCAUUUCAACAAACUCGUAGGUGUAAAACAUUUGGAGGAUAUACAGUGAAGCCAUGGUUCAGCUGUCAGUAGGAUUGUUGGUGUGGUUUUCUCUCCACAGCUCAGCUCUCACCUCCCAAAAUGGCUCGCUGCUCCCACGGACUUUCUCUGGUCACUUUGUGAUGGUCACUGCUGAGCCUGUGGACUACAUUGACCUGUCUGUGUUAGACAGUUUGAAGGAUGACGGGGGGUCCGGCUCAGGGUCGGAACAGGAGCCUGUGAAAAAACACGGCCUCCACGUUCCUCACCGCCAUCCCCAGAAGCAUUAUUUUGUCUCAGAGGAAGCUAAAGGUUUUCUCCAAGGUCGUCUGGCGACGAGCUUCGUCCCGACCGUUUACACCCUCGUCUUCAUCAUCAGCGUGCCCCUCAACCUUGUUGCCAUGGUGAUGUUUGUGCAUCACAUCCGUCCCAGAAAACCGGCGGUGAUCUACAUGCUGAACCUGGCCUGCGCUGACCUGCUGUUCGGCCUCCUCCUUCCCUUCAAGAUUGCCUACCAUUACCAUGGCAACAACUGGAUCUAUGGCUCCUUCAUGUGCAGAGUUGUCACCGCAGCUUUCUACUGCAACAUGUAUUGCUCUGUCCUGCUCAUGACGUGCAUCAGCAUCGACCGCUUCCUGGCCGUGGUUUACCCCAUGAACUCGCUGACGUGGCGCAGCCCUCAGACAGCUUCAGCCGUGUGUGCUGCCAUGUGGCUGUUGGCCCUCGGAGGAGUGUCCCCGCUCCUGAUAUCUGGGCAAACCAUCCAUUUGCCAGACCUGGGCAUCACCACCUGCCAUGAUGUGCAGGAUGUGGAAAACCUACAAGCUUAUUAUCUCUACUUCUUCCCCAUCUACUCCUCUGUCUUCUUCUUCAUCCCCCUCGUCUUCACCGUUGUCUGUUAUGUACGUAUUAUUCAGGCUCUGGCAGCAGCCAAUGUGGAGAACCGCUCCAGAAAGACUCGAGCUGUAGUGAUGGCCGUGGUCGUGCUGGUGGUGUUCGUGGUCUGCUUCACCCCCACCAACAUCAUCCUCAUGGUUCACUAUGUUCAGGUGUCCCACAAGUCCGGUGACAGUUCCUACCAGGCGUACCUGCUCUCCAUGUGUCUCGGCAGCCUCAGCUGCUGUCUGGAUCCUCUCCUCUAUUACUUCGGCUCCUCUCAGUGCCAGAAGCAGAUGGCAGCGCUGCUCAGAUGUAGGCGACUGGCACAAGCAGAGAGCAGCUCAGGGACGCAAAGUACAAGAACCAGCGGGCGGACAGACAGCAGCAAGUCAUACAAGAUGGAGAGUGUUCAAACUGGCCUGGGGAGCCAUUACAGCAGGCUGGUGGCUUAAUUGCAUGGACACCAGGAGCCUGGCUCUGAGAGACUCUUCAAACUUACACACACAGAGCAUGAUACAUCAGAGUCAAAGUGUAUCUAAAUCCUUAAUAAGGCAAUGCCUGGGUUGGAUCAAAAGAGUGUUUCCAGUGCCUGGAGGUGCUGGAUUUACUUGCACUUAAAUUAGCUUGUUAGAUAUAUCAUUGUUUACAUAAAGAGAACAAGUUUUUUUUUUUAAUUUUGCAAUCAUGCAUCCACCAGUGUGACAGUGUGUGGUAUCUUAAAUUUAUAUAGAAGAAAUUUGCCCGCCUUUCUUUUCAUAUUUGUGUUUCAUACUCAUGUUUUCAGUGAAUCAGGAGCAUUAGACUUAGUGUAUAAUAAUAAUAAUAAUAAUAAAGUUUUAAUCUGAAAAAUAUUACAUGUGAUGUAAUAACUGCAGUAUUGUAAGACAAAAAAAAAUUCAUGAUACAAUUCAUCAUCAUCACGUAUGUCAUCAUCAUCAUUUGUUUUAGGUUUGUAUAAGUACACAUGUAAAGUCAUUAAUGAGUUGAUGCACUGGCAUUCAUGAAGCCAAAACGUGCGUGUAAAUAGCAAAGUUUGUGCUAAAUCAUAGAUAAUUCAGUCAAAACAAUACUUCUACAUUAUACACAUUUUUGCUUAACAGGAUGUUUCUGUAUCUGUUCAUCUUUUUAUGUUGGGGCUCACUCUGCACUCUCUCUGUCGUCGGGGCAGAGCUCUGAAACACAGGAAAACACAAACAAGAUGGACUGUUGGAGACAAACAAGAGAGAGAAAAUAUUCCCUGAGCAUCACGAAGAAUAUUGGCUCCAUUUCCAUAUCCUGGCCAUGUGCACUGCACUUUAUGGAAUUACUCUAAAAGUAAUUAGGUUUGCUGCAUAAAGACAUCAUGUGUAAUCAUAGUUAAAUGUCGCUUUUCACAAUGCAAUAUCUCCACCUUGUGGCAGCUGCGUUUUUAGCUCCAGUCUUUUCAUGCUGCUAAAGAGUCACUCACCUGUUGUCUCAUCGUAGCUAUGGAAGUUCUCUGGGAAGUUCAGACACCCAACCUGUUUCUUGAAAAUUUCCACAUCUUUGGGGUCUAUUUUUCCUGUCCUUGCUGAAAAAGUGGAAAUUGUAAAAAGGAGUGACUACGUUUGAAACUCUGAGACAGUUGUGUUGAAACUGAUGAGGACAGAACUUACUGAACUGCAGGAUGUAUCUACCAGUGACGUCCCCAUUUCGAAAGGUGUCUGUCCACAGCAGGCAGUCAGAGCACGUCUGCAGAAUAUGUCCUUUGUGGUCUGACAGAUUUUCUUUAAAGGUGGACAGAGCGACUGAUUAUUAUGCAAUAUUAUGGAGAUCUGGUGUCGUGUAUAUACUGCGCUUUUAUUCAGAAUGUUUGUAUCAGCUUCAUCUCUUUUCAUGUGCUAAUCUACACAUCACUUGUCUGGUGUUCACUUACUGCGAAAAGUGGUGGCAAGUCCUGAGACUGUUGCAUUUACCUCCCCCAAGAUACACCGAUUACUGAGAAACAAGAAUACGUUGCGGCACAAAUUUGUUUUAACAAGCUUAGACUUUAACACCGUUUAUUAAAUUUAGUGCUACAAACUCUAUUUAAGGAUGUGCCCAACAUAUUAAAUCAAACUUACAAGCAGUGAUCUCCCCAACGUAAUGUCACAAUUUGACUGUCGGAUGUGGGAGACAAGUCUAUCCAGGAGCUUUUCAGAGACUCCAGUGCCUUGUGGUACGGCUUGGGGUCACCAGCUCCCAUCACAUAUACCCAUUUUCCAAAAACCUUCACAUAAAAAGUAAACAUUCUUGUAACUGUACUAAAAACACUGUGUGCUUAUUGAUAAUAUGGUUUUUAAAUCAAAUCAACUAUCAUUGGGAUAAAUAAGACAUCAUUAAAAAGCAUCAUAAGCACAACUUACCAUUUUGGGGUCCUCUGGCAUAAUUGGUUUGACCAGAUCCUUACAGUCAGGUGCAGUUGCAGCACUGAAAGAAGUGUGAGCCAAUAGAAAUACAACAACAGGCAGAACCAUAGUUAUUACUGAGGGGUGAGGAUGAGAUGGAAGAGGGAGAGACAGCAGCACUGCAGAGGAUGUUGCUGAAGCUGCAACAGAAAAACGUCUAGUGCCGAUUCAUUUUCCCUCUGGGACUUCUAACCAAAAAAAAAGGUGUUGUGCAAGUGCUAAUAUGGCAGAGGAGGGGGUUUCUACAUGCUCAGAUGCACCAAUGAAGUUUUUUAAUGACCAUGCAGAGCCAUGCAGAUUUCCUUUGCUCAGCACUGAAUGGCAAGCUCAACAGUCCUCUGUUGCCAAUGCUGCCGCGCCUGAACGAGCUCAGGCAAAGUGCCACGACUUGUCUGGGACUGCUGAGACAGUUAAAAAGGACCUGAAGCAGCUUUUCUCCAGCAGAACGAACGCUGUUUCCCUGCGGGUCUGUGUGGACUCCAUGAGGCGACAGUUUAAAUGUUUGACGUCUUCUUUCUCCCCCUGACAGUGACGUUACCCAGCAACAGGCUUUGUUGAAGUGUCUGGGAACAGCGCUGCAUUUGAGAGGAGCUGUAGUAGUUUGGAAGAAGCGUAUAAUUUUUACAUACAGGUCAAGUGUCUGGCAUCUUGUAUUGUUAAAAUGACCAACAAAUGUUGGAGCUCAGAAGCCAAGCACUUUUUCUGAAUAAGGGUAGGAAUAAAUGACCAGAACACAGUACAGAGGGAGACUGAAAGCGGUUUUAUUUACCUCACACAACCAGUUGAAAACAGUUCACACACUCAAUUAUUUACAGGUUGUUGAACUGACUUAAAGGAGGCAUGUAAGGGUUUUUUCAGCCAUUACUGUUCCUGCCAUUCAAAUUCCACAUUUCCUACACUAAAUCAUGAGAGGUCAAGCACACAGUAAUAAGACUACACAUGACUGACCACAGAUCUAACAUUUAUAUUAUCACUGCUGAAUGACGACAGUAUCACAUCAGUGCACAUGCAGAUCACAUUGCAAUACUAUUUAGUACAUGUUACGCUGUGUGCAGAGCUGCCACCUCUGCUCUGCUUUAUUUUGCAUUUGGCUGAACAUCAGUUUGCUCACUCUCUGUAUUCUCAGUAGCAGGUGAUGCAGUUACUCUGUCAUCUGGGCACAGAUCUGAAAUAAGAGAGAAUGAUUAGUGA
Chelmon rostratus (copperband butterflyfish) is the source of this 4526-nucleotide messenger RNA. RefSeq names its product coagulation factor II (thrombin) receptor (gene f2r). The transcript has 2 exons. Gene Ontology annotation, cellular component: membrane. Gene Ontology annotation, biological process: positive regulation of blood coagulation; phospholipase C-activating G protein-coupled receptor signaling pathway; positive regulation of Rho protein signal transduction. The record is from RefSeq and is a predicted model, not a curated record. Lineage: Eukaryota; Metazoa; Chordata; Actinopteri; Chaetodontiformes; Chaetodontidae. Bases 87 to 1382 code for a protein of 431 amino acids. Gene Ontology annotation, molecular function: thrombin-activated receptor activity.